CGCGUCUAGAGGUCCGGAAGGACGAGUUCUGAGAUGGCUGAAGGCAGGAUCCCCGAGGCCCAGCUGUGCUCCGAGCAGUUCGGUUCCGGGGCGGCCCGGGGCUGCCUCGCCGCCGCCGAUGGGAGCCUGCAGUGGGAGGUUUCGGGGUGGCGCUGGUGGGGGUUCUCUGGGCCCUUCACAGCAAAACCCCAAAGACGGGAUGGCGGCGCCGGGGGGACUCCCGGGACUGCUUCACCACCUCUCUCCGGUCUCAUGGCCGUGUUCCUGCCGCAGGGCUUCCCCGAUAGCGUCAGCCCGGACUACCUGCCCUACCAGCUCUGGGAUUCCGUGCAGGCCUUUGCUUCCAGCCUCUCAGGCUCCCUGGCCACCCAUGCAGUCUUGCUGGGCAUAGGGGUGGGGAACGCAAAAGCUUCUGUUUCAGCUGCCACUGCCACCUGGUUGGUGAAAGAUUCAACUGGCAUGCUGGGCCGCAUCAUCUUUGCCUGGUGGAAGGGGAGUAAACUGGACUGCAAUGCCAAGCAGUGGAGGCUUUUUGCUGAUGUCCUCAACGAUGUAGCCAUGUUCCUCGAGAUUAUGGCUCCCAUAUAUCCAGUCUUUUUCACCAUGACCGUCUGUACCAGCAACCUGGCCAAGUGCAUUGUGAGCGUGGCUGGUGGGGCCACUCGGGCUGCCCUGACCAUGCACCAGGCCAGGAGAAACAACAUGGCUGAUGUGUCAGCCAAGGAUAGCAGCCAGGAGACAUUGGUAAACCUGGCAGGGCUCCUGGUCAGCCUCUUGAUGCUUCCCCUGGUGUCAGCUUGCCCUAGCUUCAGCCUCGGUUGUUUCUUCUUCCUCACGGCUCUUCACAUCUACGCCAACUACCGGGCAGUCCGAGCCCUUGUCCUAGAGACCUUGAAUGAAGGCCGGCUCCGGCUGGUCCUGAAGCACUUCCUUCAGAGGGGAGAGGUACUUGGCCCCACCUCAGCUAAUCAGACGGAGCCACUGUGGACAGGUUUUUGGCCGUCUCUGUCUCUAUGCCUGGGGGUCCCCCUACACCGCUUGAUCUCCAGUGUCUUUGAGCUGCAACAGCUGGCUGAGGGACACCAAGAACCCUACCUCCUUCGCUGGGACCAGUCACAAAACCAGGUGCAAGUUGUUUUGAGCCAGAUGGCAGGCCCUGAAACCAUCCUAAGGGCUGCCACACAUGGACUGGUGCUUGAAGCCCUGCAAGGAGAUGGGCCCCUCCCAAGAGAACUGGAGGAACUGAGGAACCGAGUACGGGCAGGUCCUGAGAAAGAGAGCUGGGUCAUCGUCAGGGAGACACACCGAGUGUUGGACAGGCUAUUCCCAAAGUUCUUGAAAGGACUGCAGGAUGCAGGCUGGAAGACUGAGAAGCACCAGCUAGAGGUGGAUGAGUGGAGGGCCACAUGGCUUCUCUCUCCGGAAAAGAAGAUCUUGUGAGCAGCCCAGAUAGAGGCCCAGGUCCCAGGAUAGGAGCCUGGAGCAAGCACACUUUGGCCACAGCAGGAUGUGGGAACAGCGGCUUUAUUUUCGCUUAGGGGAACUGCUGUGGCAGUUUGGCCAAGGCCUCAUGGGCUAUAACUGCCAGUCAGAUGGACAGGGCCCCCAGACAGAGAUGAAGUGGCGAGAAGGGGAACCAGGGCCUACCCCCUCCCGCUCCUGCCGUUCUCCCUUCUCACCACUGCAGGCUCCUCCUGCCCAUUCAUUGUGAGGCUGAGCCCUGCCCUGGCUGUGGCUCAUGGUGUCCAACAGAGUUGGCCUCAGGCAUAAAAGCCCCAGAGGAACGUGGCCACAGCCAUCAUUAGCAGGGCAUUGAAGUUGACCACACGGGCCCAGCUCGAGUCCUCGCUGAUGUCCUCCAGCCGCCUGGCUGCUGCAGCCACCUCCUCCUGGGUAGGGGCAGGGGGACUGCCCGCCCCCGCCCCGCUCAUUCCACAGAACCAGAGCAGGCACCUGCGGACCAGGCCUGGAGCUGGGGACUGGGGCUCUGGGAAAAAUUGACCCUGUACAGUUAGUUCGAGGGAACUUGGCUCCCCUAGUCCCUGGCCCCACCUCCUGAAGUAGCACCUCACCCUCCAUGUCCACUGCAUGCUCCGGACACCCGUUCUGUAUAGGGGGGGAGGCUGGACCUGCCGGCUCAUCAGCAUCCAGGUCCUCUCGCUCCUCCUUGCUGUGCCGCAGACUGAAAACCAGGCGGUGGAGCUGGGGAAGGGGGCAGGGACCAAGUGAGAGUGCUGUUCCCCCACCCGGGCCCCUCAAGUCUCUUGUCCGCCUGGUACUCCCUCAGCUCCCCCUGUCUACCCUGUACACACAGUUCAGACUCCGUUCACUCAAACCCGACCUUCCAUGGCUGCCCUUCGCCCUCAGACUGAACCUGAGUUCUUCAACUGUGUCUUUAAAGCUGUUGGCCCUGGUCAGCCCCUGCUUCAUUACCCCAAGUCCCUGUCUACGCUCAAAUUAUGGUCCUUUAGACUCUAGUCUUCUAGUCCUGCUAACAGUGUUCCUUCCUGCGGAUAUUUGUUCACAUAGUUUCCUCCUGCUACCUUUCCCUCCUUCUCCACCUGUGCAGCCCUGCCCAUCCUUCUGCCCAGCUCCUCUGGCCUGGCCCCCAAUCAGCCCUGCUCUGGGGCACCUACCCUGCAGCAGCACAAGACCAAACCCUUUUGUGGGCCUUCAGGAUAGUACUCUGUCCCUCUCAGCCACCAAUCAGAUCGGUGUUCUGAGUCCCAGGGGCCAUUCCAAGGACUUUGGGGGGCUUUCAUCACCUCCCUCACAGUCUUCAAGCCACCUCCCCCCCAGAACCCCUCAAAUAAAUGUCAUUCAAAUAAAACAUUGUGCUUGCUUUGCAAA
Molecule: messenger RNA, 2850 nt
Organism: Callorhinus ursinus (northern fur seal)
Lineage: Eukaryota; Metazoa; Chordata; Mammalia; Carnivora; Otariidae
Gene: RUSF1
Product: RUS family member 1
Source: RefSeq, a predicted model, not a curated record